AUGGAUGUGGAUGUGGAGGAGGGGCAGGAGGGGGAGGAGGGGGAGAAGGAGAAGGAGAAGGAGGAAGAGGAGGAGAAGGAGGAGAAGAAGGAGGAGGAGGAGGAGAAGGAGAAGGAGAAGAAGGAGGAGAAGGAGGAGGCGGAGGAGGAGGAGGAGGCAGAGGAGGAGGAGAAGGAGGAGAAAAAGAAGGAGGAGGAGGAAAAAAAGGAGAAAAGGGAGGAGGAGGAAGAGGAGGAGAAGGAAGAGAAGGAGGAGGAGGAGGAGGAGAAGGAGGAGGAGGAGGAGGAGGAGGAGGAGGAGAGGAGGAGGAGGUGGUGA
Drechmeria coniospora is the source of this 318-nucleotide messenger RNA. RefSeq lists its product as uncharacterized. The coding region runs from base 1 to 318 and encodes 105 amino acids. The record is from RefSeq and is a predicted model, not a curated record. The transcript has a single exon. Lineage: Eukaryota; Fungi; Ascomycota; Sordariomycetes; Hypocreales; Ophiocordycipitaceae.